AUGGCGAGCCUCGGACUCAAGGUAAAUGCAGAGAAAAGCUGCCUGUUACUGUCUCAGAGCGUAACCUUUAUCAUCACCUUUAUCGGUCUGGCCCUACACACCAGAAUGAUGGUGGCACGUCCGUCCCCUAGUCGGGUGGACGGCAUCUUAAGGCUGUUGCCAGCCUUCAAGAGAGGCAGGCGACUGCCGCUCCUCACCUUCCUCCGCCUCUUGGGCACGCUGACAUCCAUUGUGGCCGUCGUGCCGCUGGGCCUGCUGGCGCUACGGCCCCUGCAAAGGUGGCUGAACAGUUUCCACCUAGACCCAGAGCUACACAGGCACCAGAAGAUUGUCAUGUCACGGCAGUGCCUCCUUGCCCUAGCCACAUGGAGGGACAGGGCCUACAUUGUAAGGGGUGUCCCUAUGGGGGCCGUCCCAUCCCCAAUCAGCCUAUUAGGCUGGCCCAGUUUAGCCCUACACCGGGAGAGAGGACAGACAAGCUGGAACUGUUGUGCCCGGUGCGGGCCCUCAGGGCCUAUAUCGGAGCCACUGCACGUAUUCACCGGUCGGAUCAUCUAUUCGUGUGUUAUGGUGGCCCAAAUAAAGGCAGCGCUCUUUCAAAGCAGCGCCUGUCCCACUGGGUCAUAGACACGAUCAGCCACACCUAUCAGGCUAGUAACCAUCCCACGCCAUCCAGGAUACUGGAUGACUCCAGGAUACAUGGGCUGCCCUUAGGGGAGUUCCCCUCGAGGAGAUCUGCUCCGCUGCCUCGUGGGCGUCAUCAGGCACGUUCUCAAGAUUCUAUAGGGUGAACGUGGCCACUCCCCACCCAUUGGGUGUGGUUCUCCUUCCAGAGUCCUCCGAUUCCACCCUCUGAGGUUUGUAAUAGGGGUUCCUCGUGACUUUGCUGGUAUAAGUCAUUCAGUGCUUAAAGCACCGCCUCUGGCGGUCAGAAGGGAUGAAAUAGAACAAAAGUUACGUAUGUAACUAAGGUUCUAUGAAUCCCGAAUGACCGCCAGAGAACUUUGUCACUCAGAACACUUGUGUUCUCGCGAGAAAGUUCUGUAGGGACUGAACCCUCGGUGACCGGCGGAAUAAAUAACCUCUGCCGGUUCAUCCCGGGGUCACGCGUGACUAUUUUGGUACAAAUGCUCGAACUGCGCAUGCGCGAAGGGAGUCAUUCAGUGCUUAAAGCACGGCCUCUGGCAGUCAUUCGGGAUUCAUAGAACCUUAGUUACAUACGUAACUUUCAUUUUAGUCAUUGGUCCUGAAGGCCUGAGAGAGAAACUUUUACCAAAACUACAAGAUUUUAAACCCUCACAAUGUGUUAAGAACCUGGGCGUUAUUUUUGACUCUUAGCUCACUUUUAUUCCUCACAUUAAGGACAUCACGAAGAUAGGUUUUUACCAUCUCAAGAAUAUAGCCAGAGUCCGCCCGUUUCUAUCUCAGGCCAGCACGGAGGUGCUCAUGCAUUCCUUUAUUUUGAGUCGCCUAGAUUAUUGUAAUGCCCAGCUCUCUGGUCUUCCCAAAAAAAGCAUUAGUAGCUUACAACUUCUACAAAACUCAGCCGCUCGUGUGCUGACGAGGACCAGAAGGCGGGAGCACAUUACACCCGUUUUGAAAUCACUGCAUUGGCUCCCCGUCCGCUUCAGGAUCGAUUUUAAGAUUCUUUUGCUGGUUUAUAAAUGUCUUAAUAGUCUUGGGCCAUCUUAUUUAUCUGACCUGCUUUUAGCAUAUCAGCCCUCGUGGACCCUGAGGUCCUCUGGUACCGGCCUUUUAACUGUCCCACGAACCACGACAAAGAUGCAAAGUGAGGCUGCCUUCAGCCACUAUGGCCCUUACCAGUGGAACAGCCUGCCAGAGACCCUCAGGGCCACAGAGACUGUUGAUAUUUUUAAAAAAAGGCUAAAGACACACCUUUUUAGUCUGGCGUUUAACUGAUUUCAUUUAUUUAUUUUAUUUCUCCUGGAAAACAAAAGACACACAAAGGAACAGCACCUACCACAGGUAGGGAGCGUUAACCACAAAAAAAAAAAUGUGCUAAUGAAAAAAACAACAGAAAACAUAUGACCCCUGCAUAACAAUACUGUGUAAAUGGAAGAAGCAAGACUGUGGGAUUUUUUUGUGAAAUUAGCUGCAAAGGUGAGGUUAGAAUCAAACUGAACUCCAAGGUUUCUGACUGAUAAUUUGAUAUUUGAUGAAAAUGAACUUAGGCUGUCACUGAUUACAGUCUCUCUUUAAUUCAUUUAUGGACUCUGUUAUCCAGGACGGUGUUGCCUCAUUAGACUUUUUGUCUCUAAAAAGGGGCAACAGAGUCUCAGGCCUGAGGCUCAAGAAAUUCUUAUGCUCAAUUCGCUAUGACUGCUUUGAAAAAUGCUGCUGUGCCAUAAUUCUGUCCCAUAGCUAUUGUAUUCUUAAGCAUAUUCUCAUUAUAAAUAUGUGUACGGAUGAAAUUUAAUCCUGUUCCACGAUCAUGUUUUGAGGGUAACCUAUACUACACAAGCUUUGGAGGUGGGUAGGUUGCUUCAUAGAUUCUUGUUGCUGGUUCUGCUGUCCUUCCCCUGUAGGUGCUUUCAUGUAGCUCAUGAAAGCUGGGGAGGGUUACCUGGUACGGUUGUUCUGGGUGGCUUUUUUGCUGCUGUUUUCCCUGCCUCGGCUUUCAUGUAGCACAUAAAAGCUGGGAGAGUUGCCUGGUAUGGUUGUUUAAUUUAAUUUUGACUAAAGUGAUCCUGACUGAACAGUCUUUCCUGUGUCCCUUAAAACAUUAAAAACCAAAUUAAAAUCUCCUUUAGUUUCCACAGACUCCAGACAGGAUGUGUUGUUUGUUCCAACAUGUAGGAUUAUUUUUGUGACUGAGAGGGGCAGUGAGGGGAGAAGGUGCAGAAGUUUGUCCAGAACGGUAGGGACUGUGGCACCAGGAAAACAGUGAGUGAUGGUGUUGAUGAAGCAGACGUUCCUGAUGACUGAGUUUCCAAUGAUUAGGGUGCUGGGAGGGAAGAAAGGGCAAAGACAUGAGUGGGGGAUGUUGUAGCCACCGGAUGGUAGACGGUCCUGCAGAGACUGCGCUGGCACUGACGGAUCUGCUGUUGGUGCGGGUGUACAGCCUGUAGGGAAGCGGCUAUGGUAGAAGCCUGACCAAUUGGCCCAGAUGGAGCGCGAGCAGGUGCGGAAUCCACAACGUGGACUGAAGCCUUGUCUGUCAGGGCCAUGAAGCAGUUAGAGAGUGACAGCUUAAUGGGUUACAAAGUUCCUUACGGGAGUGAGAAUUGGCGGGGUGCCAUACGACACCGACGCAUGCGCAAUGAAGUCCUGCCUCUAACUUAAAUAUCACUCUUUGAUUGGCUGCCAGUUUCUCGCUCACAUACACGUGAUUGGCUGUCUCUGCUGUCACCACAUCUGCCUGUAAAAGUUACCUGCUAGUUGGACCAGUGUUGUGCCGCAGAAUGCACAUUCACAUGUCUGACCAUGUAGGUCCCAACCAUGGAGGUCCCAAAGGGUGGUCCCAACACAAAUGAACAUUUCUUCUGAUGUUUUACUUGCUUUAGCUUGAAAUGCUGUAGGCUCACUUUUGCAUUUAUUGAUUUUCUAGAUGUACUUUUGCAUGGAGUAACAACUUUGGAUUUUGUGCAACAAUUGCAUUGAUCUGCAUUAGAACAGUUAGUUUUUCCAGGUUUUGUUAUUUAGUUGUAUUUUCUGUGUAUUUGUUUCUAGUGUUGCUGUUAGCUGUUGUUCCUGUUUCUCAGUGUAACGUGCACACUUAAAAGAGGUGCAUUGUUCUCCAGUUGGAGCAGGGAUACCACAGGGUGAAUUCCCGCUCCAAUCAUUUUUCUCUGGUGAGGAUACACCCUGUGAUAUCCCCACUCCAACAGAACAAUAACACACCUCUUUCACAUGCACACCCAAAACAUUCAUGUUUUUUUGUUUUGUUUUCUCAAUAUCCCUUUAGGGGCUCCUUAAUAUGUCUGAAUUAAAAAGAAAACCACAAAAUAUUUAAAAGAAAUCUUAAAAAUGGUCGCCAUCUUGAAAUUUCAAGCAAUUAGGGGCAAUUUCUUAUGAAGUUACUCAUGUGGAAUGGUCUUACUAAUUUUCAUGUUUAUAUCACCAACUUUACAUCAUUUAUCUGCUCUGAUGAGGUGGCGGCCAUCAUCAAAAUGGUGUCUCUUGAAAUUUCAAGCAACUUGGGGCAUUUUCUUGUUGAGCGACUCAUGAGCUGUGUCCGAAUUGCCUGCUUGCAUACUACAUACUACCCCCCGCAGGCAGAGAGUAGGUACUGCGCCCAUGCAGACAGUGGUAACGGAAGACCCCCAUCUGCUGGCCUAGCUGUAGUACUGCAGCGAGUACUGUACAAUGAUCGGUGCGCACCGGUGACUUAUUAGGCAUCAUCACCAGAAGGCACCUGUUACUCAUUAACAAUGAGUGGAAAUAUAGUAGUGCCAUCACGGAGGUGGCACAUCUUCAGAGAAAAGCCAGCAUGCUUGCAACUGCAUUGAUGCUGCUCCACAUAGAAAGUGCAAGGCUUGCCGCCGCCUUGCACUUUCUAUGUGGAGAUUCCUGAGCUGUGUCCGAAUUGCCAAGUAGUAGUCGAAGUAGUAUGUAGCAUGUCCGAAUUGGCCACCGGAGCGAGUAGCAUGCUACUUCAGAUACUACUUCAGAUACUCGACACGCCCACAUUGUAGGUUGGUCGCGGUGCAUCCUACGGGCAUGCUACUGACCCAAAAUGCACUGCGGGCUUCUUCUUCGUCCUCUUAAAAGUUGUAGAAGCGCAUGUGAUGCUAGCGCCACCAGCUGCUCUGCCUAUUUAAAUGUGUCACAAACGCCGGCUGGCCACAGCAGCGCGCACCAUGGCGGAAGCAGGGGGCAGGACCGCAGCAGUACAGAUGUAAUUUUAAUGUAACUUCACACACUGUCCUAAAAAAUGUACGGUUGUAUCUCUUUGUCAUGUCAUGGUGUCAUAUUUGCCCAAGUAAUCAUUUUAUGAGCAAAUAUGUGGCGACAUCAUGGAGGUAAAGCUCACUUAUUCCAUCAUUAAACUGUGCAGCUGCACGAAUCAGGCAGAUCUCAUUGAACAAACAAUCACCACUUGAGUGAAUGAAGGCUAAAAGUAAUGGAAAAGCUACUUUGUGAAUUUGUAAAGCAGUGCAGGAAUAUAAUACAGCAGCAUCCAUCACUUGCACAAUUACCAUUCAAAUAGUCUAAAACGGGCGCAGUACCUACUCUCUGCCUGCGGGGGUCGUCUUUCCCCACCGCUCGUCUAGUGUGUCCAAAUUGGGCCAACGUGUUUAGUAUGUAGGAGUAGGAUCUAGCAGUAGCACGUAGCAAUAGCAUGUAGUAUGCGAGCGGGCGAUUCGGACACAGCACUGGAGUCACUGCCACAGGUAACCUAUGACAUGAAGUGCUUGAACUAGAAGCUCUGUAUUUCUUGUUACUAGUCUUUUCUGGUGUUUGUCCAGACACCGCAAAAGGAACUCUGUUCUACACAUGACAUUAUGUGGUUUCUUUGAUUUUUCAGCAUGGCCCACGCAGGCCAUACACUCUGCUCAACAGCACCGGGCCCAUCAUUCGUCAGUUUUUGGAUGACACCGUUGACCUGCGCCCCAACCUUCGCCUCUCUCGUCACUUGCUUACUGCCCUUACUGCUGCCAUCGACCUCAGCGUGACCCGAGGCUGGCCAAAGGACAUAGAGGUGCUGCUGUUCGUUUUUUGGCUGGCCCAUGCAGCGUCCUACAGGAGGGUGGCUGCAGCCUGCGACAUCCCUAAGUCCACUGUUCACGAUAUUGCGCACAGGGUGACCAAGGCUGUCCUGGGCAUCCUGGACCGCACCAUCCGCCUCCCCAACCCUGACCAGCUGGAGGACAUCGCUGCUGGCUUCAGCCGCCUCGGGGGAAGUCCAGCUCUGCGGACCGUGGUCGGGGCAAUUGAUGGCUGCCACGUCCGCAUCAAACCGUAAGCUCUUCCAUUCUAUUCAGCUCCAGGCCGUCUGUGACCACCAGGGGAGGUUUCUUGAUUUGUUUGUGGGCUUCCCUGGCUCUGUUCACGAUGCCGGUGUACUGCGGAACAGCCCGGUCUACUACAGACAGCUGUACCCACCGGAGGGCUGGUGCAUCCUGGGGGAUGGAGGCUACCCCUGUUUGGGUGCCCCCAUCUGCCUCCUGAUGCCUUACCGGGAACCUGUGGCCAACCCCGUGCAGGCCCGGUUCAACACCAUUCGCAGCAAGGCACGGAACGUUAUCGAGCGGGCCUUCGGAAUGAUGAAGGCUUGUUGGUGGUCCAUCUUCCUCAGGGCCCUUGUGGUGAAGCCAGCAUUUGCAUCGGAGGUGGUCACCUGUUGUGCCAUCCUCCACAACAUCUGCAUGGACAACGGUGACCUCUUCGAGGCCGAGCCUCCCCCUGAGGAAGAUGGACCGCCUCCCUGUUCUGAUGUGGCGUCAGGGGAAAACCUGCGGAACCGACUGGCUGCAGCAGUGUCUGCCCCAGAGGUUGCGGUUGCUGUCCUCCAGGACCAUGAUUAUUGUUGA
Molecule: messenger RNA, 6494 nt
Organism: Xyrichtys novacula (pearly razorfish)
Lineage: Eukaryota; Metazoa; Chordata; Actinopteri; Labriformes; Labridae
Source: the annotation of a GenBank genome assembly